Molecule: messenger RNA, 720 nt
Organism: Penicillium egyptiacum
Lineage: Eukaryota; Fungi; Ascomycota; Eurotiomycetes; Eurotiales; Aspergillaceae
Source: the annotation of a GenBank genome assembly
AUGUGGUGCGAUGAUUUCCGGCCAACCAACGUUCUUCUCAACAAAGACCUCAAAAUUACGGGUGUUGUAGAUUGGGAGUUCUCGUACACGGCUCCGACUGAGUUUACCUACGCGCCGCCUUGGUGGCUUCUUCUUGAAAGACCUGAGUACUGGCCUCAAGAUCUCGAUGACUGGACAGAUGUGUUUGAUCGCCGUCUCCAGACAUUUCUGCAGGCGAUGAUUGAUCGUGAAAAUGCUGCUUCCACAAAGGAAGAAGAACGACUCUCUGGUCCAAUGCGGGAAAGCUGGGAGAGUGGUGACUUUUGGAUUGCAUAUGCCGGGAGGAGAGGCAAUGCUUCUGACUCUAUAUAUCGGAAAAAGAUUGAUCAGCGCUUUUUUGGACAGACGGACAAUGUUGAGGAUGCGUGGAGGGAGAGACUUGAUCUCUUAAGUGACAAGGAGAAAGACGAGAUGGAAACACUUGUGGAGAAAAAGCUUAAAGAGAUGGAAAAUAUGGUUCUGGCUUGGGACCCGGAUGAGUAUACCCUGUCGCAUAUAGACAUUGCGAAGACUUAUACCGCGAAACAAGCAAAGAAAUCCGAGGGCAAGGAGCAAGAGGAAGGCAGAGAAGAUAAGCCCAAGUCAGAGGACAACAAGGUUGAAGUUCAUUCCGCUAAAGCAAGGCCGGCUGACCCUAAUGUUGAGCAGAUAGCUGGGAAAUUGGCAGAACUUGCAGCUUAG